Nanorana parkeri is the source of this 1651-nucleotide messenger RNA. It is a transcript of the gene PPID, whose product is annotated as peptidylprolyl isomerase D. Bases 98 to 1210 code for a protein of 370 amino acids. The record is from RefSeq and is a predicted model, not a curated record. The transcript has 10 exons. Gene Ontology annotation, biological process: protein folding; protein peptidyl-prolyl isomerization. Gene Ontology annotation, molecular function: peptidyl-prolyl cis-trans isomerase activity; protein binding. Lineage: Eukaryota; Metazoa; Chordata; Amphibia; Anura; Dicroglossidae.
GGUCUGUGAACCGGAAGCUGGGCUCUGGCCGCAGCGGAAGUGUGCUCAGGUGCUGGAAGCCGGUGUUCACAUAUUGUGCAGACCACGCCGGAGAAUCAUGUCUAAUCCGAGCCCAAGUAACAAGCCGUCCGCCCCCGGCAAUCCGCGGGUCUUCUUUGAUAUCGAUGUGGGAGGGGAGCCAGUUGGUCGUGUGGUGCUGGAACUCUUUGCAGAUAUUGUCCCUAAAACAGCCGAGAACUUCCGAGCUCUGUGCACCGGGGAACAAGGAAUAGGGAAGACGACAGGAAAGCCUCUGCACUUCAAAGGAUGUCCUUUCCAUAGAAUUAUUAAAAAAUUCAUGAUCCAGGGUGGAGAUUUCUCAAACCAAGAUGGAACUGGUGGCGAAAGUAUAUAUGGAGAGAAGUUUGAGGAUGAAAACUUUCAUUAUAAGCAUGACAAGGAAGGCUUGCUCAGUAUGGCUAACGCAGGACCAAACACCAAUGGCUCUCAGUUCUUCAUCGUAACUGUACCGACACCUCACUUAGAUGGGAAACAUGUCGUAUUUGGACAAGUGCUUAAAGGGUAUGGCAUUGUGAAAAUGCUGGAAAAUAUUGAAGUUCAGGAGGAAAAGCCUAAAAAGCCAUGUGUAAUAGCAGAUUGUGGAGAGUUCCGAGACGGAGAUGAGUUGGUCAUGGCACCUUCAGACGGCUCUGGUGACAUUCAUCCUGACUUCCCAGAGGACUCUGACGUUGAACUAAAUGAUGUGGAAAAAAUUGUCAGCAUUGCAGAAGAUGUCAAGAACAGUGGAAAUAAUUUAUUCAAGUCUCUGAACUGGGAGAUGGCAAUAAAGAAAUACAAUAAAGCUCUACGAUAUGUAGAGAGCUGCAAAGAUGUCACCGGAGAUGACAACAUUUCAAAGUUAAAUCCUAUUGCUGUAAGCUGCAAUCUGAAUAUUGGGGCUUGUAAGCUGAAAAUGUCUGACUUCAGAGCUGCAAUUGAGAGCUGCAAUGAGGCUCUUGAAAUUGAUCCCGCUAACACAAAAGCACUUUACAGACGGGCCCAAGGUUGGCAGGGAUUGAAAGACUAUGAACAAGCACUGGAGGAUCUAAAGAAGGCACAUGAGUUGACCCCAGAGGAUAAAGCUAUCGGCAGUGAAAUUCUUCGGGUCAAGCACAGAAUCAAAGAACAGAAGGAAAAAGAAAGAGCUGUCUAUGCAAAAAUGUUUGCAUAAAUAUGUUUACAUUAAACUGGGCAUGCAGUGUUCUGAAAUCUAUGGUAUCUGGGUGCAAAAGAGCUGUAUGAGGCUACCCUGUGAUAUUAAACCAAAAACAUUUUCAUAGGUUCUCAACACAGGUGUGACGGUUCACCUAAGUGUUAUUGACGGUUUACAUUUUAUUUUUGGGCCAUCUCUUUUAAUGUUUUUUUUUCUUUUGUGACACUGCAUGGACUAUGCAAAAAGUGUUAUGUGCAGUGUAACAUUUAAUUUGUGAUUUGGCUUCUGUUAGUAACGCUUACUAGUCUUAUUUUGUGUGACAGUGAAAGAGCGAGGCUUAUUGUCUCCUGUGUACCGUUACAUGGCAACAGCAGUUCUGUCUUAAAAGCAUAACGUGAUUUUGCUCCACAACAUGAUUAAACUUGUUACUGUCUUUCCUAAUAAAGACUGUUACUGCUG